This is a messenger RNA of Diaporthe amygdali, 2823 nucleotides long. RefSeq lists its product as uncharacterized. Gene Ontology annotation, biological process: cristae formation. The coding region runs from base 1 to 2823 and encodes 940 amino acids. The record is from RefSeq and is a predicted model, not a curated record. NCBI's taxonomy places the organism in Eukaryota, Fungi, Ascomycota, Sordariomycetes, Diaporthales, Diaporthaceae. The transcript has 3 exons.
AUGAGCGACCGAGGACCAGGCAGCCGCCGCGCCGGCAGCGCCAGAGGGCGCAACUCAUCCCGCUCUGCGACUUCGUCGGCGCGCUCCUCGGCCGCAUUUGAGCGUGACCACGACCAGCACCUGCAACCGCAACAACGGUAUAACCCCAGCCUGCGCUCCGUCAGCUCGCGCUUUUCCCUCUCCGACCAGUUCGCAGCCACCAGAAGGGAGUAUGAGUUUGGCUUUGACGACGGCGCAUCCUUCAUCACGACAGAUGCCGAGGUGGAGACGGACCAGGAAGACACCCUGACGGGCACUGGGAGCUUCGACGGAGUUAUCGUCACUCCUCCCGCAUCGCACCGUGGUGCCGGCAAUGCGCCGAGACAAUCAGGGAUAGAGGGGAUACGGCGCUCGCAUUACGAACUGUUGUCAGUUCCAGUGGGUAACGAGGCGUCUGAAAGAGACAUCCGUCGGGCUUAUUUCCGACUUUGCGAUAUCCUUCGCUCAGACAGUAUCCCAGCGCAACAACAAGAUGUAGCCGAGCGGUAUCUUGGGCAUGUUCGGGCUGCGUUCGAAACUCUCAUCAGCAAACACAGCAGAGACGACUAUGAUGCCUCACUACUAGACGAGGAGCUUGAGGAUGCCACACUGUUGUCAGGCGAAGAGGGUGAAGGCGAUGGCGACACGCGACAAGCUAGACGAGUAAAUACUCAACUGGUGCGGGAAUUGCGGCGGCAGCAAGAGCGGGAAUCAACAGACAUAGGAUUGCACAUGGAUGUACAGUCCAUAGUCUCCUCAGGCCACCGAGAACUUUACCUUCAACGCGGUCUACCAGCAACUUUGUCUCUCACCCAGACUUCAAUCACUUCCAUUCCAGCCAUCAGUCAAGCUUUAGAGCCCAAGCUGCGACAAUUCCGAAAGUCUUUGGGCGGCGCAGCAGCUUCAGGCGCUGCGAAAGUCGAAAAGAACGAGCUCUACUGCACCACCCCCAAUGUUACCCUCACAUCUUCAAUUUUCGCAACAGAUGCGAAAGACUCCUUCCUCCCUCCUGCUAGUGUGUUAGCCCGCCAACAGAACCUCAGCCAUGACACCCUUCCAAAAGACAGGCAGCUGCAAUGGUUCUCAUUCUACUUUGCACCCACCCUCAAUCUAAAGCUCCGGCAGGAGCUCUUCGUCCGGGAGCCCGGGCUCUCUGAGGCUGCACUGAGGCGAACACUACCAGAUGCCGUAGUGGAAAUCGAGACCGACACUCUCAAUGCUGCGUCUCUCACGGCGAGAGCUUCACAUGUACUGCGCUUCAAUGGCGACGAGGAGGACGAGCACCAACCGGCCGAGCCACUGCACACUGAGGCGAGCGUAUCGGUAAGCCGGGCGUGGCCGGCUGCCAGCUACAAGCCGAGAUUCGGACUCGGUCUGCACCGGCGUGUGGGUGGCCACAAUGGCGGUACUGUGUUUGCCUGUACGGACAGUGGGACUCCAUCUCUCUGGGAAGGGCUUUCACCGUCUUCGUUUUUCAAGGAUUCCGUGAGAAGAAGGCUCGACCGAGACUCAACUGGGGCUUCCUGGCGCAACUACAUGAGUCAGCUCUCACAGAUGUUCGGACCAGGGGGCAUGCCGAACUACUACAGCCCGCCCACGCUCGAAGUCGGAUACAAGUUCGGUGCUUUCUCUGAAGAUACCUUGGGACUACGUUCCGGCCGUGCUUUCACGAAGCCAGCAGGGAGUGGACUACGACGGCUUCACGAUAGUGUGACCUUAUGUGGUCCAGGCGAGGGAGGAUCGUGGACGAUUUCCGGCGCGUUGACCCCUGGCGGAGUGGCCGGAUAUUUGAGGUUCGGAAGGAACCUGCUGUCAUCACUUCCUGAUCUGGAGCACAGCCUGAUUCCGAAUCGGUUGAGAGGCCUACUUGGCUGCCGCUUUGAAGCUGAGCUAUCCACGUACACAUCGAGGCCCAGCAACCUGCUCGGCAGGGCGCACUCGCUGGGCAGGUCAGAGAUCAUCCAGCUGGCCGUGCGCGGGCUCAAGAAGUUCGGAAAGUCGUCGAAAGUAGGCCUCGAGAUGUCUGUGAGCAGUGCCAACAGCAGUCUGGCUCUGUCACUAUAUUACUCAACAAAGAACAACAAGAGCCUGACCAUCCCGUUGAUGCUCUUCCGAGACCAGCCCUCCCACUAUCAGUUCCUCGCCAAGUUCCUCCUGUGGGCCGGCUUCCUGCCCGCCCUGGCUCUCGCAGCACUCGAUCACUCGCGGACUCUCCUGCCCCGAGCGUCCGCCGCUUCCCAGGCAGAGAAGAGUCGGCGCUCGCAAGACAUCCAAAAGUAUAUCGCCGCCCGCCGCGCCGAAGCUGAUGACCUCGUCACCGUUCUCGCCGAGCCCAUUAUGCAAAGACAGCGGGUUCAGCGCGAGCGCGGCGGUCUUGUGAUACUGAGCGCGAAGUACGGAGUCAUCGAUGGCCCGUCCACUUCUCACCCCUCAGACUCGUCCACGGGUCCUCCUGCUAUCCAAUUGGGACCGAGCUGGACCUCCCCAGAGGAGGUCGCCGAUGUCACUGUGGCGCUGGCGGCGCUGGUAGACGACGAUGGAACACUCAAGAUCCCCGAGGGGCUGAGGAAAAGCCGACUGCUCGGCUUCUGGGAUCCCAGGCCCAGACGGACCAAGUGUCUUCUCGUGAGGUACAUGUUCCGGGGUCAGGAGAAGGUGAAGGAGGUCAUGGGGAGAGAGGAGCUUGCGUUGCCGUCAAAUAGGGGCUUCGUGCUCGCAUUCUCCCUCUGUUGCUUCGGCGCCGGAACCGACUCCGACGAGAUCAUCCACUUCUUACCACCAGAAUUUUACACCAUCACGGACUGA